Misgurnus anguillicaudatus (oriental weatherfish) is the source of this 4664-nucleotide messenger RNA. RefSeq names its product collagen-like tail subunit (single strand of homotrimer) of asymmetric acetylcholinesterase (gene colq). The record is from RefSeq and is a predicted model, not a curated record. Gene Ontology annotation, molecular function: extracellular matrix structural constituent conferring tensile strength. Gene Ontology annotation, biological process: extracellular matrix organization. Lineage: Eukaryota; Metazoa; Chordata; Actinopteri; Cypriniformes; Cobitidae.
UAAUGACAGAAGUUUCAUUUUUGGGUGAACUAUCCCUUUAAGCUAAUGUGGAUCUGAUGCAACUCGAGUUUUAAGAUGGUAAAUAAUAGAUUUGUAAAUUUUUUUCUAUUUUUAAGAGAUUACAUUUUUAUUUUUGAAAUACAUUUUUUCUAUUUGUACAUGCAGGCAGUGUAUAGGACUACAUACUGUAGGGAUUUUAAAGCAAAGCUUUUAGAGCCAGCAGUAAAAAAGGUUAGAAACAAAACCCCCCCCAAAAAUGAAAAUUGUCAUCAUUUACUUACCCUCACAUUGUUCUAAACUUUCACAAAUGUCUUUGUUCUGCUAAACACAAAUAAAAAUAUAAAAAAGAUCUGUGGCACCAUUCGCUUCCAUAGUAUUAUUUUCUCCUGCUACAGUAAGUCAAUGGUGCCCCAGAUCUGCUUGGUUACAAACACUGCUUUGGAACAACUUCUGGGUGAGUAAAUGAUGAACUAUUGUGAACUAUUAUUUAAAAAAAUAUUAAUAAUAACAGAGAGACCUGUCAGGGCUAAAACACUAAGAAAGUAGUGAAAUGCAUUUAAUUUACAUUGUUUAAAAAUCAAAUAUACAUAGUUUAAACAUAAACAUACUUUUUGUACCUAUUACUGUUGGAUAGUAUUUUUUUGUAUUUUAUGGUUUAAGGUGGAUAGGGUCUUUUUUAAUCUUACCUGAUCUCAGAUCAGUGUUGUGUGUCCGGUUAGAGGAGGGGAUCUGUUUAAUCUCAUAAUAGCUUGUAGGUAAUUGAAGUCUUGCUGGCCUUCUUUUUUCUCUCCUCACAGUAUCAUUACUGUGCUGCUUUUUGAGAGAGAGAGAGAUCGUCUGCUUAUCCUUCUUGGUCUUGGCAGAUCAGAGGAUGAAAGAUGUAACCUACAAGUAAAAAAAUGAGAAAUUAAAUAAAAUUGGAAUCAUCAUAAUAAAAUUUACUACUUAAUGUGAAAGGUAGUAUAUAAGCCGUAUAAUUUUGUUAUUUGCACAAGCAAACAAGAACAGACUUGCUGUACAUUUUAUUAUAUAUGUAAAAUGUUACAUAGAGCAAAUGUUUUUGUAAAUACUUGAUUAUAAAAGAUUAACGUUGAUGGAAAAUAAAAAUGUGAUUCAUAAAAACGCAGUCUAUCUGUUUUAUUCCACACUCUGUGAUUAAAGGCAUUUACAGUAGACAUCUCCAUCUUGUGUAGCACAAGGCUUUUAAAUGGCCCUCUUCAUAAUUGCUCCAUCAUUAAUUCUAAGUGAAAGGUAGCAAUAAACCGUGAGUGCCACUGGUCGAUUUGUCCUGAUAAAGGACUUACGGAGAAAGAGAAGGGAUGGGGGCUGAAAGGGUCUGGAAAACAUCUGUGAUAUUCCACUACAACGCAUGCAGGCUAAUUCUGUCAUUUUAUGCUCGUGUGUGUGUGUGUACAUCAUAACCAAAGCAUAGUUUUGCCCACAGCAGUUUUUGUAUCACUAUGAUCUCUAUGCUAAUGGCAGUAGUUAAUCGUCUGCCAAUAGCGUGACACCUUUUCAAUGUCAUUUCUGUCUAUACUGUUGUGUUUUCUCAGUCCAUUUGCAGCUGGGGGAAACAAAAGCGGUAUUGGCAGUAGUAACAGGCUAAUAUUGGCUACAGAGGGCAGCUGACCGCCUGCCUUCUGUAUAUUUAGCUCAGGGCCAAUACAUGGGAGAAGUGUAACAGAUAUUGGCUGGCAUUCACAUCUCCUAAAGGCGUGGAGCUAUAGUGAGCAAGAAGAAGAGAAGAGAGAGAGAAGGGUAGAGGGUGGCUUCCUCAGAUCGCUCCUCUGCGCUGGUGGUGAAAGACCGGAGCUUGCAGCAUGAUUCUGCUCACGCUUGGAUUAUAUUUUCCACUUCUCUGCUAUGUGUCUUCACUUUCUUUCGUUGAUAGCAUUUUUCCUCUACCAACAGAUCUCCAGUUGCUGGAAACCAGAAAGAAAUUCAACCCCUGCUGUUUACUGACUCCUCCGCCCCCCCUCUUCCCUCCACCCCCCUCGCUGUGGCGGAGGUCUCUGACCGAGAAUGAAGUUACAUCAAAUGAAGGGAUCUCAGAGGAGAAGCACAACCCUGAAACCAAUGUGUGUUCCCCGGGGCCUCCAGGACCCGCAGGACCUCCAGGCCCUCAGGGUCUUCCUGGACUGCUGGGACCACAAGGACCAAAGGGAGAUAAGGGCGAAAUUGGAAGACCUGGACAAAAGGGACGCACUGGCCCUCCUGGUCUUCCGGGGCGACAGGGACCAAGCGGGUUGCAAGGACCAACUGGACCCAAAGGAGAGAAAGGUGACUCUGGACUCAUGGGUAUGCCAGGGGCAAGAGGACCAAUUGGACCCAAGGGCUUACCUGGAUAUAAGGGAGAAAAAGGCUCACAAGGUUUCAGAGGGGAAAUUGGCUUAAAGGGAGACAGGGGAUCAAUGGGUCUUCCUGGAAUGCUUGGCCAAAAGGGUGAAAUGGGCCCAAAAGGCGAACCUGGAAGCUCAGGGAAUAGAGGACCCACUGGCCGUCCAGGAAAAAGAGGAAAGCAGGGCUCAAAAGGGGACACUGGUGCACUUGGGCCUAUAGGACCUGCUGGCCCUCAGGGUCCCCCUGGUCACCCUGGCCCUCCUGGAUUGCCAGCCACAGGACUGUACAUGGUAGGACGAAAAGGGGAGAAGGGACAACCUGGCAGCCCGGGUCGCUGCGGGUGCAACGCCCCGUCCAGUGCCAACAACCCCUCUGACCAGCACUUGUCGUGGGGCAGCUAUCCCAGAGUGCCUGCGAUAUUUGUGGUGAACAGCGAACAAGAACUGAACCGUCUCCAGACUGACAACGCUCUGGCGUUCCGAAAAGACCAGAGGUCACUUUACUUCAAAGAUAGUAAUGGCUGGAUGCCAAUUCAGUUAACACCUUUUCAGUCGACGGAGCGAGAUCCUGACCAGGAAGGUUUCUGUGGUGAUGGCAUUGUGCAGGUUGAGAAUGGAGAGGAGUGUGAUGAUGGAAACAAGGUGGUCACAGACGGCUGUGUCAAGUGUAAACUUGCAUAUUGUGGUGAUGGAUAUCGCUAUGAAGACGCGGAGGAGUGUGAUGGGAAGGAUUUCGGCUUUCACACAUGCAGAUCCUUUUUACCUGGGUCUUACGGACGUCUCAAGUGCACAUCCGACUGCUUAAUUGACUCCACAAACUGCAAGUAUUUUACAUGAGGACACAAGAAAACCUCAAACCGAUGUCUCGUGUUAUCUGACAAGUCACGAGAUCCACGACUCCGAACAACACAGAUUGAGCAGAUAAACUGAGAGUAGAUAUCAUUGAAGGAUUUUCACAAACACAUUAGCUGAACUUCUUCGUUGUCAUGCUGUUAAGAAGCCACGUAGCUCACUCGGGAAAGGAACCCUCGGCAAAGCCGUGGUCCUCACGCGGGACCUCUCGCUCGCGGUCUUAAGAACUGUAGCAGGACUUCAGACACUAUUCUGGCUCGACGUUUGGCCAUCGCGAUUGGCCACACAGAGGAAACCGGAGAGCCGAAGGUGUCUCGGAGAUAAAGAUCUCAAUACCUCGACGUAGUACUGUUUUAAAAAAAAAGAUUUUUUUCACUAUGGGUGCUCUGUAUAUGGAAUGCAAUACUGUAGUAUUUUGCAUGAGGCUGUGAUUGCUAUAAACAUUUCGGCAGAGAUCAUUACAAAGCCAUAUACACGAUCAAGACAGGUUGCUUAAGGUUAAUAGACCCUUUAGUGAGGCAUUGUCUAGAUGACGUCAACACUUAGCCUAACAUUUCCAUCCAUAUCUCAGGAAAUCACUUAAUCGAGACCCCUUCAUCUCCAAGUAUGGAGCAGGGUACGCAUAUUCCACUUCUUUCACUUUAGUCUAGUAGUUCAAUACUCUCGUCUUGAUGCACGCUUCAAGAACAAGCCUUGAAGUCAAGGGAACCCAGUUUAUUUAUUAUAUAGGUCUACAUUAGGGGAGGGUAUAUAAUCAUAUGUGAAGGCUCUCAAGCUGUUAUUGAAAGUUUUGUACUGUCUGCUGUUGCAGGUGUAUUAUUAUGCUGCUAUUCAGGCUUAAGACUGUUGGAUUAAGACUGGACUGUUAAUGUUGUCAUUGGUGUCAAAAAAAAGUAAAAGAUUUAUCAAAGUCCAGUCUGAAUAUACCUCAACAUAUACAGCGUGCUGCUUUAGCUUUUUGUCAUUACAGGACCUGAGGUGCAGAAUUCAGCAUACAGCACUUACUUACCUGUUAUAUUCAGUAGCUAUAGCUUAAGUAUUCAAAGAAAGUACACUUUUUUGACUGUAAGCCAGUUUUCCAUAAGCUAUAUGAUAUGCAUUUGGUACAGAAACCUCUUUGCUUAUUUUCUUGAGGAUGAAAAUCCUGACUUAUCUUGUAAAAUAAUAUAUAUAUGGGAAUGGAAAUAAGUGUAUUGAAAUUAAUCUGCAUGUUUGUAUUAUUGUAUACUCUUGUUAAAAAGAGCAGAAUUGCCAUGUUGAUGCCGUACAGCAGGUGACGUACGACUGUAGCGUAAAGUGCAUUUAGCUUGUAACCGACUGUUAUCCUCACACUUGUACAAACCGAGGACAUAAUAUGCUAGCAUCAAAUACUGCACAACAGACGAAUAGAAAAAAGACUUGUUUGUCCUAUUGUAUUAAACCAUGUUUGAUACCGUCCUGUAACACUGAUCAAAUAAAGCUGAUCAAAUAUCA